AUGCAGUCCGAAUACGACCUCCUCUUCAAGCUCCUCCUGAUUGGCGACUCGGGCGUCGGAAAGUCGUGCCUCCUGCUCCGGUUCGCAGACGACACCUACACUGAGAGUUACAUCUCGACCAUCGGCGUCGACUUCAAGAUCCGCACCAUCGAGCUCGAGGGCAAGACCGUCAAGCUGCAGAUUUGGGACACGGCCGGCCAGGAGCGCUUCCGCACGAUCACCUCGUCCUACUACCGCGGCGCGCACGGCAUCAUCGUCGUCUACGACGUCACGGACGCCGACACCUUCUCCAACGUCAAGCAGUGGCUGCAAGAGAUUGACCGCUACGCGUGCGAGGGCGUCAACAAGCUCCUCGUCGGCAACAAGUCGGACUUGACGAGCAAGAAGGUCGUCGAGUACAACGUCGCCAAGGAGUUUGCGGAUCAGAUUGGCGUCAGCUUGCUCGAGACGUCGGCCAAGAACGCGACUAAUGUCGAACAGGCGUUCUUGACCAUGGCCAAGCAGAUCAAGGACCGCACUGCAGCAUCCGCACCGGCAGCCGGCGGACCGGGCAAGGCGCCUGUCAAGCUCACGGGCGGCGCGGCCGUCAACCAGCAGCAAGCCGGCGGUUGCUGCUGA
This is a messenger RNA of Rhodotorula toruloides NP11, 618 nucleotides long. Its product is annotated as Ras-related protein Rab-1A. Gene Ontology annotation, molecular function: GTPase activity; GTP binding. The record is from RefSeq and is a predicted model, not a curated record. The coding region runs from base 1 to 618 and encodes 205 amino acids. The transcript has 4 exons. Lineage: Eukaryota; Fungi; Basidiomycota; Microbotryomycetes; Sporidiobolales; Sporidiobolaceae.